Molecule: messenger RNA, 1169 nt
Organism: Rhododendron vialii
Lineage: Eukaryota; Viridiplantae; Streptophyta; Magnoliopsida; Ericales; Ericaceae
Exons: 2
Coding region: 538-966 (142 amino acids)
Source: RefSeq, a predicted model, not a curated record
UUCACACAUUUUAUAGGGAGGGAAGGAGGAAACCCUAGCCCCAAAAACCCAACCCAGGAUGUUCGCUCUACUAUAAAGCAAUCCAACACCGACCCGUUCCUCCCCCACACCCCCCUUCUCUCUCUCAAACCCUGAUCUCUUUCAUUCCUCUGAAUAAAGAACGCUCUACCUUUUUCCCAUUUCCCUCUCUCUCUCUCUCUCUCUCUCUCUCUCUCUCUCUCUCUCUCUCUUUACACCCAGAAUCCAAUCAAUCCCAUUGUGAAUGGUGGAAAUCUCCAGCAAUCUGUUAAUGAUCUCCCCUUUUACACCCAGGGGGAUCAUCUCAGCUGCCUCUGCUUUCUCCUUUGGUUCCUGCAAGGAAGGCUGGUACUACCGCUGCAUCGGCCCCGACCCCUAAACCUCUCUCUCUCUCUUUCUCCAAAAACUCCAUGCCUAUCCAUUUCUCUCUCUGAACCAACUCAAACCCUCUUUCUCGAUCUAGGCUUUUUUCUGGUCCCUAUAAUUUCUUUUUGGUAAUUUUUGUUUCCAAAUUCAAUAAUGAUGAUUUACAAGCAGCAGAAGAAGAACGGCGGCAGCAAGGGUGGAGGAGGCGGCGGGGGCCGCCUGUUGAUAAGCAUCACCGUUCUGGGCAGCGCGGGCCCGAUCCGGUUCGUGGUGAAUGAGGGACAGCUCGUCGGCGCCGUGAUCGAGACCACGCUCAAGUCCUACGCACGUGAGGGUCGGCUUCCGGUCCUCGGCUCCGACCUCGACGAUUUCGUGCUCUACUGCCCCAUUGCCGGAAACGAAGCUUUGAGUCCGUUGGAGGCAAUUGGGUCCUUUGGUGUAAGGAAUUUCAUGCUCUGCAAGAAGGCCCCGAUGGUGAAGACUGCGGUUGGCGAUGAAAAGCAAACAAUGCCGCGUAAGGGGAACUGUAACUGGAAGGCAUGGUUCAAUAAGUCUCUCAGUCUUAAGAUAUCUAGCCAUUGAAAUUACUACUUCUGCUGUUAUCUGAAUAAAAUGGUAAUUAGUUUAAGGGAGUUGAGUUUCAUUGUUGGUUUUGGUUUUGUUGGUCUGCUUUGGAUAUGGGUUUUAGUUGAAGUACCAAGUACCAAUUAUGCAUGAUGACUAAUUGUGCUUGUCAAUGUUUUUCUCACCUCUGCAAUAAAAUGGAGAAGUUUGGUGUUCACAUA